Messenger RNA from Austrofundulus limnaeus, 796 nucleotides. RefSeq names its product toll-like receptor 13. Gene Ontology annotation, biological process: inflammatory response; toll-like receptor signaling pathway. Gene Ontology annotation, molecular function: signaling receptor activity. NCBI's taxonomy places the organism in Eukaryota, Metazoa, Chordata, Actinopteri, Cyprinodontiformes, Rivulidae. Gene Ontology annotation, cellular component: plasma membrane. The record is from RefSeq and is a predicted model, not a curated record.
UAUAAAUGUUCCUUUCCUGUGGACAAACAAGGAACCUUGUUACUAGACUUUGAUAUCAGGCCCUGUUGGAACGGUGGCAGCUUCCACUACUUCCUCUGCAGCACUUGUCUGGUUCUUCUGACUCUCCUCACAUCCUUCAUCUACCACUUYCUGAGGUGGCAGCUGGCCUACACAUUCCACCUCUUCCUGGCCUUUCUCUACGACAGCAGGAGGAGGAAGACGGCAGAUCCUCAUCAGUUUGAUGCCUUUGUGUCCUACAACGUCCACGAUGAGGACUGGGUUUACAGAGAGAUGCUUCCAGUGCUGGAGGGAGAGCAGGGCUGGAGACUCUGCCUGCACCACAGAGACUUCCAACCAGGUAAACCCAUCAUGGAGAACAUCACUGAUGCCAUUUAUGGCAGCAGGAAGACCAUCUGUGUGAUCAGCCGCCACUACCUGCAGAGUGAAUGGUGCUCCAGAGAGAUCCAGAUGGCCAGCUUCCGUCUGUUUGAUGAACAGAAGGAUGUGUUGAUCCUGCUGUUYCUGGAGGAGAUCCCCUCUCGUCAUCUGACUCCGUACUACCGCAUGAGGAAGCUGGUAAAGAAACGCACCUACCUGAGCUGGCCUCAGGCUGCACAACACCCAGGAGUCUUCUGGCAGAAUGUCCAGAGAGCUCUGCAGACAGGAGACGCUCUGACUGAGAACACAGACCUGCUGACCGGACCAGCAGGACCAGCAGGACUCUGAGAAAUGAAGCAGAGCUACUAUAAUUUGAAUGUUUAACUUUUAUGGAAUUUCUUGCCAUUAUGUUUUUUUA